Molecule: messenger RNA, 243 nt
Organism: Paracoccidioides lutzii Pb01
Exons: 1
Coding region: 1-243 (80 amino acids)
Source: RefSeq, a predicted model, not a curated record
AUGGACUCAUGGCAGAUCCAAAACACGGUUUGGAGUAUGCGGCAGUGCGAAUGCAGCUUACUCCAUACCCCGCAACACGCUUCGAUGAAAGGACAAACUACCGUAAAGACACUUCCACUGAAGGAAUGGCUGCGGGAUCCGUCUCUCAGUCGUCUUGCAGGUGGAGGAUCUACAUCCAGGACGGACCCAAUAGCCAUUAUUGGAUUCUGGGCUUUGGUCGCUGUGUCCAUUGGACAUAGAUGA